GGCUCGCACACCGGCUGUGAGGAUGAUCGGAGACAUCCUGCUGUUUGGGACUCUGCUGAUGAAUGCCGGGGCUGUGCUCAACUUUAAACUGAAAAAGAAGGACACACAAGGCUUCGGGGAGGAAUCGAGGGAACCCAGCACAGGAGACAACAUCCGGGAGUUCUUGCUGAGCCUGAGGUACUUCCGAAUCUUCAUCGCCCUGUGGAAUGUAUUCAUGAUGCUGUGCAUGAUUACACUGUUUGGCUCUUGAGAAGCUAGAGCUCACCUGAUGGAUGUCGAGGCUCCAUUUCUGUUUUGAUGACUUCAAGAAUCUUUCUCAUCGGAAAACCAGGGACUUUCCCAGGGGGCUCGAGCUCAUCUGGAUGGAGAAUGUCCACUUGCCAGCCACCUGGCCCUCAUCAGCCACUGUUCACUCUAGGGUUUCAGGACAAAGCCAUGAUACCUUAGGAGAAAGACACACCUAAUCUUUCACAUGUCCUAGCAUCCCACCUCUCCCAGCAUCGCCAAAAACUUGUCCUGGGCUGUUUGGUUGACUUGUUAGUAGUUGCUUUGGUUUGAUUUGAUGGAUUGUUCUUAGUCAGUGUGAUCAGGCUCCAGAUGCAGGGCUGCUGUGACAGUGAGUCCCCUCUUCUGCACAGCAAGGUCCAUGCUGGUGAACCUGACAGUGUGGGGUCAGAGAGGUCUUGCUCCUAAAUAUUUCCCCCCACCCCAUGACAGGGUUCACCUGGGGCAGCUGAAGUCACCCCAGAACUUGGAAGCAACAGGUCCCCUGCCCCAAGGACAUCAGCCUCCUCUUUAGACUCUAAGCUGUUAGCCACCAAGGGUCUGGGUGACAUGUUUGGCUUCUCUGAAAGAGGCCUUGAGAAGAGUUGGUGGUGGUAACAUGUCAGCAGACAUCUUACUGUGCUUUCCAGCUGGUUGAUAAUAAAGUGACUUUGGGGCCAUUCCUCCA
Messenger RNA from Phodopus roborovskii (desert hamster), 952 nucleotides. It is a transcript of the gene Smim7, whose product is annotated as small integral membrane protein 7. The record is from RefSeq and is a predicted model, not a curated record. The transcript is spliced from 5 exons. Lineage: Eukaryota; Metazoa; Chordata; Mammalia; Rodentia; Cricetidae. Bases 23 to 250 code for a protein of 75 amino acids.